AUGGCGGCUGCUCGUCAGGAAAUGGCAGAUCUGCUGCGAGAGGUGCAGAAACUUCAGAAGGAGCUGCAGCCUGUGCGUUCUGCGGUGACCGCACUUCAGAAACGAGAGGCAGACACGCCAAACGCUGCGGCAGCCGGGGCCUCCUUGAAGAAGGUUGCCACGCGCCUUGAAAGCGUGAAGCAGAAGUACAAGCCGUAUCUGACGCGCCUGCAGGAACUGCUGCUCGAUGAGGUGCCGUCGUACCUGCAGCAGACGCCGCUGCUGGCGGCAGACGCGGAGUCUCUGGAGCAUCGCCCAGGCGGCGCGUCUCGUGGCACUCGCAACGCCACAAACGAGCGGCUGACCGCGGGCUCCUCGUCGUCUGUCACCAAGAACACAAGCGACGAUGCAGCUCACCUUCUCCAGCAGGUCUGCCCGCCAUCGACUCCGCACCUUCUGCAACCCGAAAACCUCCGCUUCACUCAUCAGCAGCUUCGCCUCCGCGCGGAGAUGGUCGAGUACUUGAUCGAAACGAACCGAAUCGACAUCGCCGAGCACCUUGUUCGCGAAUACGGCCUUCCGCUGCAGUGGUUUCCACGGUUGGUGCUGCUGCAUCGCGAGCGCAUCUUUGGCGCGGCUGCAGAUGAGAUGGAGUCGUCGCAAAUCCCCCCGCCCACCGGUGCGGCGGUAGGCGCAACUGUCGCGCCUGUGGCUGCCGGCCACUCGCGGCCGUUGCCGGCCUCUAGCGCCUCUCCGCCGGUUACCCCAGCGACACGGAGCCGCGUCGCUGCGGUUCCGCCGAAGUCGCCAAUUCAGCUUUCGUUGACAGCCUCCCCGAAGAGCAGCGUGACUGGUAUGCCGACGCCUUCCCUGCCACGAUCUCCAGCCCCGCAGCCUACGCCAGCAAGCUCAGCCGGCGCCAGCACCCCUGUGGGGCAGCACUUGAACCGGAGCGCACCCUCGCCUGCCUCUUCUGCCCACUCGCCACCCACCCCACAGCAGCAACAGCGGGAGAGCGGGGUGGCAAGCGUAUUACCGUCACAAGCACCGUCCAAUGCCGGCACCGCUGGUGCUGCGACUGCUCCUGUUACCAUGCCAGAUCUUGUUGCGCGCGUCGUGAGCACGGCCAUGUACUUGAAAGACGAGUACCUGGAUCGCAUGGUGCUGGAACGCACCCUGGAGCAACACCUCGGUACCGCGCCGUCCUCGGAGUCGGCAAGCGCUACAUUGACUCGUGGUAACAGCACGCCACCGCCUUGCUCUGCGACGCCGCUAGAACGCUACAAAGCGUGCGUUCUCAGUCGCAUUGCCAACAUACCUCGCCACCACCUGCACACACAGUCAGGCGACGACGUCUUCGACAGCGCCAUAAUGAACAUCAUCGAAGAUCUGCUCGUGUACGGCUUACAGAAGUGGGCAGAGGUGGAUGCCGUGACAACGGCUGACGCUGAAGAGGCAUCUGCGGAGUCCAGGAAGAAAGUAGAGCUCCAGCGCACGCUGACCACGGACACCCUUCUAACCCCGCAGGAGAUGCUGCUGGCAGAGAAGGUAUGGAGCGAGGAGAUCCUUCUCUUGAAGAGGCCCACAAGGUUCUACUGCGUGGAGAGCGGCUUGACCACGGAAGACGGGGCCGCCUCCGCGCUGGCCAUGCCACGCGCGCGCACCAGCGGCGAAGUGGUUUCGAAGUGCGUCGCCAUCAGCCAUGACGCACUCGACGCGACCGUGGGCAUCUUCAUCACUUGA
Messenger RNA from Leishmania major strain Friedlin, 1722 nucleotides. RefSeq lists its product as hypothetical. NCBI's taxonomy places the organism in Eukaryota, Euglenozoa, Kinetoplastea, Trypanosomatida, Trypanosomatidae. The record is from RefSeq and is a predicted model, not a curated record. The transcript has a single exon. Bases 1 to 1722 code for a protein of 573 amino acids.